Molecule: messenger RNA, 1100 nt
Organism: Osmia bicornis bicornis
Lineage: Eukaryota; Metazoa; Arthropoda; Insecta; Hymenoptera; Megachilidae
Gene: mRRF1
Product: ribosome-recycling factor, mitochondrial
Exons: 2
Coding region: 184-990 (268 amino acids)
Biological process (GO): translation
Cellular component (GO): mitochondrion
Molecular function (GO): ribosomal large subunit binding
Source: RefSeq, a predicted model, not a curated record
AGUGCCGUAACGAGGGAAUGAAUGGUGCGAAGCGCCUGUGGCAAGUUGUGGCAAGCGCUGUAACUAAGUACAUCUGUAGUCUCUAUCAACAAUUAUUUCAAACUUAUUAUUAUUUGUGUACGAAUACAUCGCUUUUAUACAAGAAUUACAAGAACACGAGUUUGUUUAAAUAUAUAAUUGAUUAUGCAUUCAACUUUAUUAAGACAUCAACUUUUAGAACUGACUAAUUGUUUAACACGACAUGUAAGAAGUUUGUAUAUUUUAAAAGGUUACAAAAAUACCUUAAUAUUAAAUGAAUUAAUGAGUUCGAAGUUUAAUUCAUAUUGUUGUACUUUUAAUUUGAACAAAGUUAAUCAAUUUUCUACCACGAGCAUGUUUUUAAAAAACAAAAGUCGUGUUAAAGAUAGAAGCAAAGUGCAUGUAGAUGUUCAUCAAUUAGCUGAAGUAAUAAAAUUAGAUAAGAUGAUGUCAGAGUUUGAUGAAGAACUUGAAAAAUUGAAGGAAGAUCUAAUAAAGUAUGCAAGUGUACGUUCAAAUAUAGGUGCUAUAGAAAAUUUACCUAUAAUGUACGAGGAUGAAGAAUAUAAACUUGCAGAGCUUGUGGAAAUUAGCCGCAAACCAAAUCUGAUAGUAUUAAGUGUUGGUGCAUUUCCACAAAUUAUUCCAAGCAUCUUAGAAACACUUGUAAAGUCUCAAAUGAAUUUAAACCCACAACAAGAGGGUACAACUAUUUAUGUACCAAUUCCAAAAAUCACAAAGGAGUAUAGGGAAAACCUGGCAAAAAAUGCAAAACAAUAUUUUGUAAAAUGUAAAACUGCUAUUAGUGAUAUAAGAAAUCUAUAUGUCAAAAAAUUAAAGAGAGCCGAAAGUAUUCCUGAAGAUUUAAUUUACAAUGGUGAGAAUUACAUAACUGCUGUACAGCGAGAGUAUGUGGAGAAAGCAGAAGAACUGUUGAAAACAAAACAGAAAGAACUUUUAGGGGAAUCAUAAUUUUACAUUUUACACUUUAUACUCUGGAAAUGAUCUAUUUCCUGUUUGUUUCAUUGUUUGUAAAUAUUUAUGAAUGUGUAUUUAAGUAUGAUAAAUAUCAUGUAUUAGUA